Dimorphilus gyrociliatus is the source of this 1658-nucleotide messenger RNA. Lineage: Eukaryota; Metazoa; Annelida; Polychaeta; Dinophilidae. The record is from the annotation of a GenBank genome assembly.
GAAGACAAUCUCUAAUUGAAAAUAAACGUUUACAGCACACAAGGCAAAUACGUCAAGAUAUGGGUGGAAUAUGUCGAGCUACUGAAGCUCUAUUAGAAAAGCUAUAUAAUCUGUUGGGAAAAGAGAAGGAUCUUCUUAAGCUUCUAAAGAGUAAAGAGGCUCUAAAACUUCUUGGUAGUGCCCUUGGGAUUUAUAUUGUAGCAAAAUCUGCACAUCAUCUCUACUCUUUAUUUCUUUGGCGUAGACAAACAACGAAAGCAUUGUCGCAAUAUCCCACCCCACCCCGACAUUGGCUUUAUGGACACGCUCUUUACUUUAAAGAUCGCUCUAAAGCUUUCGAAACCAUUCAAAAAUUUAGUAAGGAUUACAACGGUGCAUGGAUAAAUUCCAUCGGACCAUUUAGCGACCGAUUGAUAAUUACAAAAGUAAAAUACGCCAAAGAUAUUCUAUCUACAGCAGAACCGAAAGAACCUUACUCUUAUGGCUUUCUAAAACUCUGGUUAGGAGAUGGUCUCCUACUCAGUUCAGGACCUAAAUGGUUUAGAAGUAGAAGACUCUUGACACCAGCGUUUCAUUUUGAUAUUCUGAAACCUUAUUCUAAAUUGUUUUCGGAUUGCGCUAAUACGUUGAUUAACAAAUGGAAAGACAAAUUAGCACACAAGGAAAAUAUGGAUAUUGAACUCUACAAUGAAAUUAGUCUGCUAACACUUGACGACCUUUUAAAAUGUAUCUUUGGUCAAGAAAGCAACUGUCAAACAUCUAGCAACUCUCAUCCCUACUUAGAGGCUGUUCAAAAUGUAACUCGUUUACUUAUGCAAAGAGCGCUUAAUGUAUUGAAUUUAAUUACAUUUAUAUACUAUCUAACACCGACAAGUUGGUACUAUUUGUAUAAUAUACAUAAACUGCAUUCAUUUACCAGAAAAGUUAUAAAAGAAAGACAGGCGCUAUUGAAAGCAAAACCGGAUUAUACGAAACAUAGAAGAUAUUUGGAUUUUAUCGAUAUUCUCCUUUCGGCAAGGGACGAAAACGGAAAAGGUCUCAGCGACCAGGAGAUUGCUGAUGAAGUGGACACGUUUAUGUUUGAAGGUCACGAUACUACCGCUGCAGGAAUUUCAUUUGCCCUCUAUAAUCUGGCAAAAUACCCGGAAAUUCAAGAGAAAUGUAGAGAGGAAGUAAUGGAAGUUUUAGGAGAAUCCGAUACCGUUUCCUGGAAUGAUUUAUCAAAAUUGACGUAUCUGACAAAAACUUUGAAAGAAAGUCUUCGAGUUAGUCCACCAGUACCAAGUAUACAAAGAGAAAUUACUGAAGAAAGAACACUUUGUGAUGGACGAAGAUUACCAAAAGGCGUUGCUGUCGUUCUUUCAAUUUAUGCUAUUCAUCAUGAUCCGGAUGUUUGGGAAAACCCUGAUAAGUUUGAUCCUGAAAGGCACUCGAUUAGAGGGGAGAGAGACCCUUUCGCCUUCGUUCCGUUUUCGGCUGGACCAAGGAACUGUAUAGGGCAAAAUUUUGCCCUCAACGAAAUGAAAGCGACAGUAGCAAUUGUCUUAAAACAUUUUUUUUUAUCUGAAAUUAAGGGUUUCAAAGCUCAGCCCGUAGGACAAGUAACAAUAAAAUCUCUGAAUGGAUUAUGGGUUAAUCUUCGACCUUUGAAGGAGUAG